UUCAGGGUGCUUGGGAUCAAUCAAAAGGAUCACUUGGCCUCGGACAUUUAGAAUUCAUUAAUUUGGAAAGCCAGAUCAUGGUUUGCACCAUAAAGUUAUAUAUAACAUGACUGAAUGGAUUAGCGUUGAUCAGACCGAGAAAAGUUCUUCAUCCAGCACUAUUUUCUAUAAUUUUAAUAUUUGAUUAUACUCUUCAGCUCUUUAAGAGGUUGAAGAAUGAAGCCAAAAUCAUACUUCGAAAUUUUCGGAAGCAAGUUACCAUACACAUUAAAUCGUAGAUAAUAUUAGCUAAUGACUCGAACUUUUAUUUAAAUAAUCAACAAUGUCUGGUAGAAUUAUUAGAAUCAGUUCCAAGUGGUUUAUGAGUCUGGUACAAGUACUCCUUUAUUGACAUCAUUGAAGUGGGUGAACAAAUGGAUAUUUUUAAUAGAUGAAUUUUUUAUCAAACUAAAUUGUCACUAGUGACUUAUUAAUAACAACCUGGCUGUAGAAUUUGAGCAUAAGGGAGAUAAUAUCAACAUUCGAUAUCAUUCUCAUGAAUUAGUAAUUUUAGACUUGAGAGGGAUGAAGUGUUUUUGAUGAAAAUUAUACCUACAAUAAGAAAAUUUAUUUAAUCUUUAUAACUAAAAACUCUUCCUCUCUUAUUCCUAAUUAAAUUUGUCUUAUAACCCCUAAAAAUGAGAUAAAGAGGCCAUACGAAAUGUUAUAUCUAUAUUUUGGUAUAAUGUUCAUCUAGCCUCUUUUUUUAAACUAACAAUAGGCUCAAAUUUGAGUUCCUGUACUUUGUACUUCUCAUCUUUUCUAAAAGUUGUAAAUCCUCUCGCUCUUCAUAUUUUUGAAAUUUCGCUGUCUAAUCUGAACUUAAGAUUCUUUCCGGAUAAUAUACUAACACUUAUUUUAGUUCCUUAGAUCAAGAAAUACCUAAAACCAUAAAUUUAGCUCCAAUACUUUUCCUUUCUCUUGAAAUUAGAGUAAUCUCAAGAAUGGCUAAUUCUACUAUAAUUCAAAAUAUCUGAUAGGCCUACCAAAUCUUAAUUGGUAUUUUUCCUUGUUAUAGUUCUGAAACUUUGUUUGGGAGAAGAAAGAAGAAGUUUAGACAACAUUCUGACAUAUCGACUGAACUGUUAUCUUCAAUAGGUUAGUAGAGUAGUAGCAAUGUCUGCUGUCCCUUUGGGACAGCAGACAUUGAUAAACCUAUUAUACUACCAACGUAUUACCCUAACUGUACACUUUGAUUCGUAAUUUUCUGACUUUUCUCAGUAAAUCAGGAUAAACUUAGGCUUAAGGCAUGAACUAGUUUUAAACAGCACUUAAAAUUUAUUUAGAAACUUGAUAAAGUACUUUCAAGAAGUUUAUUGACGAUGUUUAGUAUCAUAAUUAAUAAUAGAAGCUCUCCUCCAGCAGCCUGGCUGGAGGAGAGCUAUGAUUAAUACAUUCUUGUCCUAGACAUUUAUGUCUAGGAUCCUUGGAUUUACUCUAAAGAGUUCACUUCUUUUCUGAGUCUAUUUAUAUCAAACCUGAACUUUCUUUGUAAGUUGUUAAACUCAUUAAGUUCCUCUUUGCUGAUAUUCUUCAAUUUGUAUUCUUCUUCAUGGAUUGAGCUUUGGCUCGAGCUUGAGGUAAAGCUUUUAAGAGAUUUGGACAUAUAGAGGCUACUGGAGUCUCUCUCAUAAAUUUUAUAAUCAUUUUCCAUUUUAUUAACAAAUAAUGUU
Molecule: messenger RNA, 1712 nt
Organism: Moneuplotes crassus
Lineage: Eukaryota; Ciliophora; Spirotrichea; Euplotida; Euplotidae
Source: the annotation of a GenBank genome assembly